CUGAUCGGCCCGAAAACAUAAACAAAUGUUAAUAAUAGGAGAAUUGCAUUGAACGUCAGGCUUAAAAGUCCCUAAAAUAUUAUAAAAUAAACCUAAGAGCAGUUAAAAAUGUGGCUGGCAGGAAGCUUGUUUUCUGGAAGCACAGCCUUCAGAUUUGCCCGCUUUUUGCACCUGAAACGCAAAGAGGUAUAUGUGGAAUGCUUCCGCAUCCUGGGCGUGCACGAGUCGGCCGACCAGAACACCGUGCGCCACGCCUACUUGGAUCUGGUCAAGCGGGUGCAUCCUGAUUCGGGAACCGAGGAGGCCAGUGCCGAGCGCUUUCAGCAGGUGGACGAGGCCUUCCGGGUCCUGCAGGAGAAAUUUGCAAAAGGCAGGCGCAACAUCCAGGAGGACGAGGAGGAGGCCAUGGAGUUUGACAUCAAGCACACGGCUCCGCAGCACCGGCAAUAUCUUUCGAACGAAGGCAUCGGCAUGGGCAAUCCCUUCCAGCGCCAGAAACAGUACCAGCAGGUGCGCGCCAUGAAGGCUCAGGAACGCGUCCUGGAGCACCGCAUAGACAAGGCGGCUGCUGGAGAGAAAACUCUGAUGUCCAAAGGCGGCAACCACUUUCGCAGGCAUGCCAUCAAGACCAAGUACGGCAUUGACCGGGUGGUCGAGGAUCUCAUCCAGGAGGCCAUGUCCAAGGGUGACUUUAACAACCUCAACGGCUCAGGCAAGCCACUGUCCGCUGCCCAGUCGCAGAAUCCCUAUCUGGACUUCACCACUCAUAAGCUGAACAAGAUCAUGCUGGACAAUGGCUUCACGCCGGAGUGGAUCAGCCUUGGAAAGGAUAUUCGCGAUGCGGUCGCCGAGCUAAAGAUAAAGUUGCGAAAGGAGCGCAUAUACUACGGUGAAUGGCCACUGCAGCGCCCAGAGGAUUUGGCCUCCUGGCAAGCCUUCACCCAGCAGCAAAAGGAGGAUGUCCAGCAACUAAACAAGCUCAUCGACAAGUACAAUCUAAUAGUACCCAUUCUGGAGAACCAGUUCUUUCGCCUCAACCUCGACAGGAUGGCGGAACCCAUAUUCAAGGAUUCGGCAUUGCAGCGUAACGUAAUCAGACCCGAAGUGAGUGCUAGGGCCAAAAGUAGUAUGGAGAAUCAGGGAAGCAAUAUUACCAGCCUCUUUUCUUUAAUUAGCAAACUAUUGUAAAGGAAAAUGUGUGAUCGUUAAAAUGUGAUAUUAGAGGUAGAUAAAUGUGUGACACAGAUAAUUUUAGUUCUGAAAUAUUUUCAAUUGUGAUGCUAUUUGAUUUUUGUUGAAUGUUGAAUAGAACUCAUGAAAACCCAAUCCAAUUAAUUCUAAAUUCCCGAUAAGCUGUAAUGAGACUGAAUUCAUUUAAAGAUUCUAUUAUUUGUUUGCCAACCUUUUAAAGACAAGUUAUCGUUAUUCGUAUACCAAUUUUUGUAAAUAAUGGUUAUUAUUUUUGUAAAACAUAUGCAGUCUUAACCUAAAAACUAUUGUUAAUCUAAAUAUAGUCGAAUUUCUAUAAAAGUUCGAGUUUGUUACAAAUUAUACUUGAAAUACAAAAAUAGAUGAAUUAAAUUCAACCGUGA
Molecule: messenger RNA, 1592 nt
Organism: Drosophila biarmipes
Lineage: Eukaryota; Metazoa; Arthropoda; Insecta; Diptera; Drosophilidae
Product: dnaJ homolog subfamily C member 28
Exons: 2
Coding region: 109-1188 (359 amino acids)
Source: RefSeq, a predicted model, not a curated record